UCCUCCCGAAGCAGUUCCGGUUCGGAUUCCAGCGGCUGCCGGGGCGGCAGAGACGAGCCGAAGUGAUGCCUGCGCGCAGCCGCCACCGCCCCCGCCUCCACUCGGGCUCGCCUCCCCGGGCUCCGCCUCCGCCGCCCGAGGUGCUUCACUCCGGCGAGGCCCGGAGGGCCCGGGACUCCGACGGCGGUUCGGACGCCGACUCGGAGGUGGGUCAGGGGAGCCCGACUCGCACCUCGGAGAUUAAAAUCAUUGAGGGCAGGAUCUAUUUCAGAUUCAUCCAGCCUCCUAGGUACUUCAGAGAUUUGAAAGAGUCUGCCUGGGACAAGGUUCUUAUCAAGGCAGUGGAGGAGGAAAUGGCUGUUCCUAAUCACCUCUGCAUUCGUCGCUGGACUACCAAGCACGUAGCUGUUUGGCUGAAGGAUGAAGGCUUUUUUGAAUAUGUGGACAUUUUAUGUAAUAAGCAUCGACUUGAUGGAAUCACAUUAUUAACAUUGACUGAAUAUGAUCUCCGGUCUCCUCCUCUGGAAAUCAAAAUCUUAGGGGACAUUAAAAGGUUAAUGCUUUCAGUCCGAAAAUUGCAGAAAAUACAUAUUGAUGUUUUAGAAGAGAUGGGAUACAACAGUGACAGUCCCAUGGGUUCCAUGACACCUUUCAUCAGUGCUCUUCAGAGCACAGAGUGGCUCUGUAAUGGGGAGCCUUCACAUGACUGUGAUGGACCCAUCACUGAUUUGAAUUCUGAUCAGUACCAGUACAUGAAUGGUAAAAACAAACAUUCUAUUCGAAGAUUGGACCCAGAGUACUGGAAGACCAUAUUGAGUUGUAUAUAUGUUUUUAUAGUAUUUGGGUUUACAUCUUUCAUUAUGGUUAUAGUCCACGAGCGAGUGCCUGAUAUGCAGACCUACCCACCACUCCCAGAUAUCUUCUUAGACAGUGUUCCUAGAAUCCCAUGGGCCUUUGCCAUGACAGAAGUAUGUGGCAUGAUUUUGUGCUAUAUUUGGCUCCUGGUUCUUCUUCUUCACAAACACAGGUCAAUACUUCUCCGAAGGCUCUGUAGUCUGAUGGGCACUGUAUUCUUGCUUCGUUGCUUUACCAUGUUUGUGACCUCCCUCUCCGUGCCAGGACAGCACCUGCAGUGUACUGGAAAGAUAUAUGGCAGUGUAUGGGAGAAACUGCACCGGGCCUUUGCCAUUUGGAGUGGCUUUGGUAUGACCCUAACUGGUGUUCACACUUGUGGAGAUUACAUGUUCAGUGGCCACACAGUCGUCCUAACUAUGCUGAAUUUCUUUGUCACUGAAUAUACACCAAGAAGCUGGAAUUUCUUGCACACUUUAUCCUGGGUUCUCAACCUCUUUGGAAUCUUCUUCAUUUUGGCUGCUCAUGAGCAUUAUUCCAUUGAUGUGUUUAUUGCCUUUUAUAUCACAACAAGACUCUUUUUGUACUACCAUACGCUAGCCAAUACUAGAGCAUAUCAGCAGAGUAGGAGAGCAAGAAUUUGGUUCCCCAUGUUUUCUUUUUUUGAAUGCAAUGUGAAUGGUACAGUACCUAAUGAAUAUUGUUGGCCAUUUUCAAAACCAGCAAUAAUGAAAAGAUUAAUUGGAUAAAGUCUAUCGUUGUAAUGGGUUCCUGAUUAAAUAUACAGUAGUUGUUGAAAGUGAAUAACUUUGUUUCUCCCCCUAAGCUGUUCCUGGAUGCCUUGCUUUUUGGCUUAUAUGUUGACAAAGUGAAUUUCCAUGUUCUGAGCAAGGCUGUGAUUAUAGAAAUCAAGAAAGAGCAAUCAAGAGUCCUUACAUAUCCAUUUGAAUAGGAAGCUUAAGUAGAUGUUUUUUACCCUUCUCUUUUGGCAGACUUAAUGUUGUAAUUGAAGUCAGGCUGUCACCCUCACCUGUUGAGUACUUGCUUAUUGAACUUAAGCAGUUUGCUGAUUGAAAGUGUUUUUGUUUUGUUUUGUUUUUUUUAACUUCAUUAGGACUCUAGUCAAGAAAUAAUUUUUUUAAGGUCCUUAUUAUCUUCAAAGGAAAAACCCCUACCAGAUGAGCAGUACUUGUUCUUUGAACUAAUCUCUGUCGUUUUAAAAAAUGCAACUCUAGAAAGUGAUCUGUGUUACUAACAAAUAAUUUUUGCCUUCUGAACCAUCUUUAAGAAAAGUAUACUGAACAUCCCAGGAUGAAAGGGGCCAUACAUGAGGUGACAAGGUACAAAUAUAGUACUGGCAUUUUUUACCAAAGAUGCGACAAAAGAUGCGGUUCCUGUUUUGUUCUAAGGAUUCAGUAUGACUGUCAGUAAGUGUUUAUGAGGGAAAAAUGGCUGCAUCCAUAAAAAUAAAAUUGGCUUAAUUUUAGUGAGGUAGGUAUCUGGAACAAUGUUGUGCUAUAGUUGUUAGUUAAACAUAUGACAGCCCAAUUUUAUGCCUUUAAAUGAUGUUACUUAAUGAGCAAAAUAGUGGAGUGUUUUACCAAAUGUUAAAUAAAGUUCUUAUGUCCGUAAGUAGGGAGGUAUGCAUGCAAAGAAUAUUUUUUCUAUUUUUGAAAAGAAAUUUAUAAUGGUUGCAGGCAUAAUACAACUUUUUGGAUUUUGAAAUUUGUCAUUCUUGGCCAUCAGAAGUAAACAGUCUCAGACAUAUUUGGAUAUGAAAAAAAGGUUUUGUUGUUUCUCAUUUUUAAAUACAAUUGUGUACAUACAUUCUUUCUAUUUAGUCUUAAUUUGGCAGUCAGGAAGUGAUAUAACUUAGCUGCUGUUUACAACACUAGAAGUUUAGUACCUUAAGUAUUUGACCUUUGUAAUAACAUUUGUCACUUUACUUUUAAUGAUUUUGGUUAAUAGUUAUGAUGGUAGAAUAGUUAUGGGAUUGGAUUUUGAGCCCCAACUAAUUGAGCUUAGCUACUUGGAAUAUUAAUUGUGUAGUUUUUACAUUCCGUUUUAAAACAAGGAGUUAGAAAAAGUGCUGGCAUAUUGAGGUCUAAAAUUAGGCCACUUAGCAGAAACCUGCUCCGAAUGUGGGCAAAAUAUUUAUUUUUGCACUUUGAGUCAUAUUCCUACCCCUGUAUGAGCUAUAGAAAAGCUUGAAUGGAUUGGGCAGGAGAAGAAUAUAAUGCAAACAAAUCUCAGCCAGUGCUAAAUGACCCCAAUUUGAGUCUACUCUGAAUAUUGUCUUUUAUUUCUCACCUGUGAAAUGGCACAAGGCAAUUCAAGUUUUAUUAUGCUUUUAAAUCUCAUACUUCAGAAUCUUAUAAUAUCCUAAAUUGUUGAUUCUAAUACAUGCUAGAACAAAAAUGUCAACAUUUCAUCUAAGGAAACUGCAUAAUCAUGAAGGGUAAGGGGUGUUUCCUAUACCUCUACCACUUAGAGUACUUUGACCCUUGAGGUCAAAGCCCUGUAACUGCCAUUCUUUCCAAGUGACACAGCAAAUCUGUGGCAACAUUAAUUCAAGAAUGUUAGAUAGCUGCUUAAUGGUAAACUUCCUAGCAUCAGUCUUCUUUCCUUCAUAUGGAUUAAAUUCCAGAACAAAAUAGAAAAAAAAAAAUGGAAGUAACUUUGCAGAACUGUUGACAUUGAGUCCUAAUAGUAGACUGCAGUGAGGAUUGUAAAAUAAGUUUUCAGCCUUGCAUUUAUCAUAUCUGAUUUGAGAAAAAGGUAAGCUAGAUUUAUAAUUUAUUGUUAUAACUAAUACAAGGCAGUGUUUACAUAAAUUCAUCAUCUCCAAGUCUCUUUCUUGGAAAACUUUAACACAAAAUUCUUUUCCUUUUCUUUUUUUAAUAUGAAACCUAUGUUUUAGUUGUUUUUUUGUUUUGUCCAGAAAUUUCCAGAUUUUGUCUUUGUAUUUUUUUAUCUUGUUAAAGUGUGAACCAUUGGAAGGGUGGUAUUUAUAUUCCCAUUUUGGUUGUGAAUGUGCCUAGGUGGAGAAGUUACGUACAUAUUUUUUGAUCCUGUCUACAGUUGCAGAUUUAUGAGAGGCUUAUAUUCUUAAAUACUGAGAUCUUAGUAUAGAAGGAACCAAGAAGGUUUUUGGUUGGGGUUACAAACUGGAAGUUAUAUUGAAAGUCCUCAGUGCAUUUCUCUAUAUUCCUGGGGGUAGUGUAGCCUUUCUUUUUCUCUUUUCUUUUCUUUCUUUUCUUCUCUUUUCUCUUCUCUUUUCUCUUCUCUUUUCUCUUCUCUUUUCUCUUCUCUUUUCUCUUCUCCUCUCCUCUCCUCUCCUCUCCUCUCCUCUCCUCUCCUCUCUUCUCUUCUCUUCUCUUCUCUUCUCUUCUCUUCUCUUCUCUUCUCUUCUCUUCUCUCCUUUUUAUUAAGUCUAUGCCCAGCAUUAUUACUGAAGGAUAAUUGAAGUUCAUAGGGAGUGGGAGGUUUUGUAGAAGGCAAGUGUGCUGUUACCACUGAAUAAUUUGGGAGAAACCUUUCUUGGCUAUGAUCCAGAAUUCUCAAUGGCUACCCUCUCCAUAGUUCUCAGUGGCCAGAAUUGCUAGAGUAAAAAUACAACUUCCACAUGCUGGGUCUGUUUACUAGUCUUUUUUUUUUUUUUUUUUCAAUUGGAAAGUAAUGAGAGUAGCCUUAGAACCAGUCAGCUAAAGAAAUGUGGACUGUUCACGAGAAAAAACCCAUUGACUGAAGACCUGCUGGUUGUGUAACUCUGACACUGCAAGUAGUGUUCUUUCUGACCCUGUACCUGCCGGAGUGUUGUUACUUAGAAUUCCAAAAAUCUUAUAAUUUGUAAACAGAGAACAGAGAAGCCAAAUCCUUUUAUAGCUGAUAUGAAACAGUCUGUUUUAGUGUCAUCUGUUUGGAAAGUGUUAUUUAUGUAUUCAAAGUCAUGUAACACUAACCUGCUUUGAUUGUAUUCAGCAAAAGGCAAUUUCAUCAUGUUUUAUAGUAAACAUUUUUUAAAGAUUCUUGUUCCAAAAUGCUUGAGAACGUUAACCAUAUUCUUGUUUUAAACUCCGUGAUAUAAUAAAUGCAAUUCUUCGAUAAUCUUUUUGUAGACUUAAGUUAUCCCUUACUAAGAGUAGUGACAGUAAUAGUCCUGUGUCAGUUCUUUAAGGUAUACAGGCAUUUGAGACAAGAAAGUUCUGUUUUAGAAUAGUCCAAUAGCCUUCUUAAACAGUAUUGGUUUCUCUUAGAUAGUUUCAAAGCCAACAAAGCAUGUCAGUUUUAAUGCCAUCUUCACUGGGCAGUUAAGAUGGUUUGCAUUUGUAGAAAGUGUAGGUUGAAUUACCCCUGUACCUCUAUAGAGACUUGUUAGUAACAUCAAAAGUCAGACUGCUUCAGGUGACCAAUGAGAAUGGAAAGAGGUUGAGGGUUUUUCCCUCUUGUUGUUUGAGUGGCUCUAAAUGACUGAAAUUACUAUGAAAGUAAGUUUUAGUCUCCCCUCUCACUUACCCCUUACACCCAGUGAAUGCCACCAAUUUCAAGUAACUAAAAUGGCCUAUUACUUUACAUCAAGUUCAAUAAAAAUAUCUAUGAAAUCUGUAAACCAUAAUUCAGCUACCAGUAAAGUUGAUUUUAGAAUAUGUUCUACCCUAAAUUAGCCAAAGAACUUUUUAUUCAGUGCAUUCCAUGUUUAAGCAUAAGGAAGGUUUGUGCCUGAUAGGAAGGGAGAGGGAAUACUAUGAUAAUUUCAUUGUUAUUUCAGGGCUGUUUCAAUAUGAACCGCUGGGUUGUCUGAAUGGUAGCCAAGCCAUGUUAUUAAUGUCAUCUUAAGAAUGCUUAAUUUUAAUACUUUUUUAUUCAGAGAAUCUAUGGAUUGUUAGGACAAUUGAAGUAUUUCUGAUAUGGAACAAAGGAAGUGGAAACUGGUACUUAGUGGGGGAAGCAAAAUUAGCUUGGACUAAAGUGGGCAUGUUUUGUUUUAAGAACUCUACCUAAAUGUAACUCUGUCCACAGAGAAACUAGUAUUACUUGAAGAUGUGAAUGUUCCUGUGGUAGCCAUACCUUGAAGCACAGUGUUGUAUAUAAGUAAAUAUCUUGAUUCUAAACUAAAUCCAGAUUUAACUAAUAUAUUAUUUUAUAUCUUUGUUGUAUUAAAAUGUUUAAAAACACUAAAAAUAAAACAUUUGAAAGUUGAA
Molecule: messenger RNA, 6053 nt
Organism: Ailuropoda melanoleuca (giant panda)
Lineage: Eukaryota; Metazoa; Chordata; Mammalia; Carnivora; Ursidae
Gene: SAMD8
Product: sterile alpha motif domain containing 8
Exons: 8
Coding region: 66-1601 (511 amino acids)
Biological process (GO): ceramide biosynthetic process
Cellular component (GO): Golgi membrane; endoplasmic reticulum membrane; plasma membrane
Molecular function (GO): sphingomyelin synthase activity; ceramide cholinephosphotransferase activity; protein binding
Source: RefSeq, a predicted model, not a curated record